This is a messenger RNA of Trichoderma breve, 1623 nucleotides long. Its product is annotated as AAA domain (dynein-related subfamily) domain-containing protein. The record is from RefSeq and is a predicted model, not a curated record. The transcript has 4 exons. Gene Ontology annotation, molecular function: ATP hydrolysis activity; ATP binding. Gene Ontology annotation, cellular component: cytoplasm. The coding region runs from base 1 to 1623 and encodes 540 amino acids. NCBI's taxonomy places the organism in Eukaryota, Fungi, Ascomycota, Sordariomycetes, Hypocreales, Hypocreaceae. Gene Ontology annotation, biological process: cellular response to heat.
AUGGGAUACCAGAGUGACGCCCAAAAGUCCGUACAUGAUACAAAUGAAGACAGCUUUCCCAAAGAAUGGGAUUUCACUUUACCUCGUCUUCCUUGGUUGGAAAUCUCCACGGAGGAUGACUUUAGCCCCGAUAGCCUUGCCGCAGCCAUUCAGCAUGGUGUCACGGCCUAUCGUCUCCGAAGCUAUCUGAACACUUACGAUCCAAGGCUUCUUGGGCAAGAUAUCAAUGCCAACGUCAUGGGGUUUCCUCUCAUAUUCUAUGCCGUUGAGUCAAACGACGAGAACAUGGUACGGCUCUUGACCGAGUUUGGAGCGAGUGCAAGUGCUGUACAUGACGCUUUCCAAGUCCCUUUAUUAGCAUUCGCCAUCAUGUGCGGAGAGACGCUGCAGCUUGACACAACAAACAUGGUCUGUGUUCUUCUCAGCAAAGGUGCUUCCGCCAACUCCAUUCCGAUGGAUUUAUUUGCACCAUAUCUACGGGAUGAAGCCACAAGUUCCGGGCAGAAAGCCACAAAGACCAGGCUCGCAAGGAACAUCAAUCUCACCCAGAGGUACUUUCUGGAAAAGUCCACGAAGAUGAAGCCACCCUCUGCGAAAAAACGGCAGAUCGCUGGGAUCAAAAACUGUCAGGGGCUGCUGGGUAUUCCGUAUUUCCUUGUUGGCCAAACCGUUGCCACCGAUCUUCUCAUCCAGAGGUUGCUCACUCAUCUCAUGAUGCCCACUAAACAGCCAUUGGUGUUAUGCUUCGCUGGCCCUAGUGGCCAUGGAAAGACUGAACUGGCGCGGCAGCUCGGUCAUCUUCUAUCACUGGACUUGGAAGUUGUUGACUGCACCACAUUCACUCAUGAGAUGGAGCUGUUUGGUCCCAGGGCGCCUUACCACGGUUACCAAAAAGGAUCAUCAGUCAACAACUUUCUCGUGGAGCAUUCUGGAAGACAGUGUAUUGUUUUCUUAGAUGAAUUCGAAAAGACGACGAAGGAAAUUCAUCAAAGUUUGCUACUUCCAUUUGAUAAUGGUGAAUACAGAGACAGACGAACGGGCGAUAGAAUUAAUUGCUCUAAUACAAUCUGGAUAAUGGCCACAAACGCCCUUGAUGACACCAUUCUUGACUUUUAUGACCACAACGACGCCAUUGCUGGCGAUGAUGCGGGGGAGAGAGCUCGGCUGCUCAGGAAGCUUUGCCAGCAGUUACAAGAAGGGUUUCUUCAAAAAUUCGGUGCACCCGUGACAGGGCGCAUCUCAGACUUUAUUCCCCUGCUCCCCUUCUCUGCUGGCGAACAAGCCGUCAUCACCCACAAAUGCUUAUUAGAAUUGGCAGAGGAUUUACGUUUGCCUAUAAGCUUAACCAAGGGGCCAGCAGAGCGGCUUAUUGGUGAUAUCAGGUUACUGAUUCGAAGGGAUGGCACAGUGUGUUCGACUCUUGCAAAGGCGCACUAUCAUAACAAGUUGGGAGCACGUAGUCUAAAAGCAGGAGCAGAAAAGGUCAAGCGGAUUGUUCUGGACGCGUACCUUGACGACGAUGAGGAGAUUGAGGAGCAGAAUACCCUACGGGAUGUUGUCGUUGACGUGGAUGGUGAUGAGAUUGUUGGCAAGAUUCUGCCGGUUACGAAGGCAACUGCUUAA